AUGGCGCAUCAGGAUGAAUCCAUGUCUGUGUUUGAUUUAUUACCCAAGAAGCCCCCUCCCCUCCGACAAAUCCAAGAAGAAUUCCUCUGGUCUCGUUCAGAGGAAUUCUUUGCGAUACGGGAUCCGGCUGAGCGGCCGUUUUUCUUCAACAGACUCUUUUCGCGUUGGUUUGCACGUUGGCCUGAGGAGAAAGAGUUGUUUCCUGGGACUCCUUUCUAUAAAUUGACUCCAAAGCAAAUGGCCGCAGUAGGUGUUGCAGUGCGAAAACGCCGCAGGCAUAUUACACCUCAUCUGAUAGGCGGUAUCCCAGAUGCCCCAAGGCCCGAAGUUAUGGGUAAAAAAAAGUGGACAACGAAGGAACAAGCCGCACUCCUGGAGAAGUUCCUCCCUGAAUACCGCGAAUGUAUCCCCACCAAGAAAUACGACCCUGUAUUGAAAAAAGCCUGCCUGGAGUUCUUCAAUCAGUGGCCAGAACGCAGUGUGGUCUUUCCAGACAUCCCAGCCGAUCAACUGUCGGUUCAGCAAACCAAAAUUCUAGCAGAGGCAAUCGAAACUCGGAGACUGCAAAUCACCCGUUGGUACCGCUGGAUGACCAAUGUGUCACGCUUGAGCCGUACAAGCGGGACACGGGGGGUGCUCAAAUUCGAUGCGGUGUUGGCAGGUGGGAUAAACAAAGGACGCGCACCCAAAAAGUUGCACAUAUAUUCGCAAGAGUACUAUAAUGAGAAGGUCAAGGUAGACGCGGACAAAGCUAUUCGCACGGACAGUAUCACCGACCGUGGUCCAAAGCUGAACAAGCGUUUGGCUGUCACUCAGGAAAAGUUCGAGGCCGAGACGAAGUUUGCCAGAGAUCGCAAGCGCCUGAGGGCUGGUAAGAUGCCAAAGGUCAAUGAAGAAUCAAAAAUCAGGGCCAUUCGGGAGCUUGGACCGAUGCUAGACCGCGUAUUCCGUUACAUGUCUCACGCGACCGGCGGCUGGAAGUUUUCAGUCCUCAUGGCAGGACCUGACCCAACGCUGGGCGGGACGAUGGUUUAUGAUUAUCACAUAGGCGAGCUUGAAAAUGGCGUUCAGUUCAACAUAUUUUGCGACAAGUUUAAUGUCAUCCAGGAAGCGUUUUUGGACUUUACUAACAAAGCGCUUGCAUUUGAAGCUAGUCUCCCUGAAGAUAAUGAGUGUGACUCAGACGAUGACACCAACGAAUCAACAAUCGAUGGAGGAGAUGAAGCUAGCGGCAGUGGUGGUGGUACGGCCGUGGGUGAAAUCAACAGCACUGCCUUUCACACGGACAGUGUGUAUACCAUAUCACCUGAUCCAGAGUCACAGGAGCAUGAAGUUCAAUGUUCUGCAUUACCAUUACCAAAUGAUUUUGGUUCAAUGGAGGCAGACCACUAUUCAGACUCGGCAACUCAGGAUCAGCGUUAUGUUUUACCCGGCCAACUUGAUUUCCAAGAUCUUCACCUCGAUCUAAACCAACUGGGCUUGGACAACGAUGUUCAGUUCCAAGCGCCUGCCCUGGACUCAUUCACCCCGAACUUUGUGAAUACCGAGAAUCACACCACUGGCUCUCAGAAUGACGUUCCUCAGAUCUCGGCGCCUCCUCUGGACUCGUUAAACCUGAACUUUGUCAACAACCUCUCCGCUGGCCCUCAGUUCCAAGCCCCCUUUGAAUCAAUAUCCGAUAUGCCAUUGAUAUUGCCCCCUCCUUCAACUCCCCCGCGGACCCCACACGCAACUGAUGUUCGUCUGCCUGCGGUUCCCGAUGAGGGAACUGGCCCAGUGGGUCUUGACUUGGAGGUAGUGGUGCCUUCCCCUCCCAACCAUCGCCAACGUACAAGAACGACUCGGGCAGCUGUAGUAAGUAAGGAUGCACAACAGAUCCCUCCGCCAGAAGAAACUCGCCAGCGCCGUGCACGCAAUGUUGCUUUCAAUCGACGUGAACUUGACAAUGCCAUUGGUACUUCAUCUGCUCGGCGCAACAAACGAGGACACGACAAUGACAUAGGCUCAAACAAGAGACACAAGCGAGGGUAA
Messenger RNA from Suillus plorans, 2031 nucleotides. RefSeq lists its product as uncharacterized. Lineage: Eukaryota; Fungi; Basidiomycota; Agaricomycetes; Boletales; Suillaceae. The coding region runs from base 1 to 2031 and encodes 676 amino acids. The record is from RefSeq and is a predicted model, not a curated record. The transcript has 12 exons.